AUGCCUCCGAUGGUUGUAUCUAUGGACAAAAGAAGUCAUUCAAAAAGUGUUCUUAUGGGUCACUCUGUGUUUCCAAUCAUCAAGUCUGAAUCAACGUUUGAAAAGGAAGACUGGAAAUGCUCAAGUAAUAACAAGAACAAUAGAAUUCAUCCGGUUACUUCGAUUACUCAGUCAGCAGCAGAAUUAAAGAAUAUUCGAACAGCGAGAGCUUCAGGUGCUGUCAAUGUAACCGAUUCAAAUUCAUAUGUGGUCAAAGUUCGAGUUUUGCACGGAAUUGACUUGCACAUUCCAACAAGUAGAUCUUGCCAACACACUUUGCGACCUGAAGUACGAAUCAAAGUUAACGGUGGUCCAUUGCUGUCUUGCAUUGCUGCUCAGCAUGCUCGUAAUCAUUCAAUCUGGAAAGACCACGACUUGAAAUUUUGUGUCAUUCCUCAAUGUCAAGACUCAAGGCAGUCCAGACUCAACGGCACAGUGAACACGACUUCAUCUUUCAUUUCAAUGUACGUUUCACUAGUCUGCAGUCUUUGUCCAUGCACGGCGAAAAGUCAAUAUGGAGUACCAAAGCAAGUUAGUAUUGGAGAAGUAGGGGAGCUACAAUUUCCCACAAAACAAAACGAGAGCUACGAAAUUACACGUUUUUUUUCAGUCAUCCGUUAUCAGCAGCGAAAAAAAUGUCAAUCGUCGGACGUGCUGCUAUUAGCAGGAAAAAUCAAGCUUCGUAUUUGCGUUGAAGCUGAAAAGUUGAUAGUCGGUUCCAGUGUGGUUCAGCCCAGGAUCGAUAGACUUGCUCCGUUAACAAAAUCUCUGCCAACUAACUUCGAAGAAGCACUUAAGCGAAAACAAAAACAAUUAAAAUCUAUUGUUUUGCCGAUGGACAAUUCAAAAGUGAGUAGUAAUCAACAUGUCGUGCGGAUGAAUACGAAUGACUCUUUUCAGCUGAUUUGGAAAAUUACGAUUGAGACUUUGUCCGAUCAUAUCAGUGCGAAAGACCUGAGAGUUGAAGAAAAAAUUGGCGAAGGCGUUCACGCACAAGUCAGUCGUGGUUUAUUACACUGCGAGAGCGAUGGUGGCUCUGUGCGAGUUGCAGUGAAAGAGUUUCGACAUCAACACAAAGUCCCUCCUAUCAAUGUCCUUCGCGCAUUUCAGCAAGAGUAUCGAAUUCUUGACUAUUGUCGGAGCCAAAAUGGUUGUGGGUAUAUCGUCGAGAUGCUUGGUGUAAUGGUUGAACCCCGUCUAGCACUCAUUACUGAAUAUCUUGGUCUUGGCAGCUUAGCUCAGUGUUUGCUCAAUGAAGAUGUGUGGAGUCAGAUGACGAUUCUACAGAAAGCGACACUUGGUUUAAAAAUUGCAAAAGGGAUUGCUUGGUUGCACAAGCACAAUGUUAUCCAUCGAGAUAUCAAACCCCAUAAUAUUCUUCUUAGCGGAAGUUUGAUGGAGUCGAAUUUAGUAGUGAAGGUCGGAGAUUUAGGUAGUGCCGUUAUAAGACAUCCGCAUGAACCGCUUCUCACAGACGAAACGGGCUCAUCAGGAUAUACUGCUCCUGAAAUAUUUACACGCCUCGGCUAUGACAAUAAAAUUGACGUUUGGAGCUUUGGAGUUGUGCUAUGGGAGCUUAUGUCAGCCUCUUUACAGGAUCGUGCUAACUGUUUCACAGGAUUGACAGGAGAGGAAUUCGUGAGAAAAGUUCAAGGUGGUUGCCGACCAAUUUUCUCUUACGCACAUCAAGUUUCUACUCGUGUUAUCGUGGAAAAGUGCUGGUUACUUGACCCAUCACAACGACCAAACAUGAAUGAAGCUAUCGCUGAAGUGAUGACUGAAGUUUAUGCCAUAACGAAAGCCAAACGUCAGUUUUCAAAGGCGAGCUACGUGGAAGGCUCAAAGCGUCGAAAAGCGAAACAAACAUACUAUGAACAGUCAGAGGUGCGGAUGGCAAAAGACUUGUACGUUUAA
This is a messenger RNA of Plasmopara halstedii, 1953 nucleotides long. RefSeq names its product tkl protein kinase. The transcript is spliced from 7 exons. The record is from RefSeq and is a predicted model, not a curated record. The coding region runs from base 1 to 1953 and encodes 650 amino acids. NCBI's taxonomy places the organism in Eukaryota, Oomycota, Peronosporomycetes, Peronosporales, Peronosporaceae. Gene Ontology annotation, molecular function: ATP binding; protein kinase activity. Gene Ontology annotation, biological process: protein phosphorylation.